UUCACCUGUUCCGGGACGUAACUUUUCUUGGCAAGUCUGACAAGAACAAGAAAGAAAGAAAGAAAAGAAAAAAUCUGUAUAAGUUUUACAAAGUUGCUGUCUGUAGCUGAACCGGGAGAAGAAGGUAAACUAGGAAAACAAUGGGUGAGUGCUGCCUGUCUCCAGAGGACGAGGAGAGACUGAGGAUCCACAGAGAAAUAGAGAGACAGCUUCGACGGGACAGAUUAGCGUCUUACCGGGAGCUGAAGCUGCUGCUUUUAGGGACUGGUGAAAGUGGGAAGAGUACUUUCAUCAAACAGAUGAGGAUCAUCCAUGGCAAAGGAUACAAUGACACUGACAGGAAAGGCUUCACUCGUGUGGUGUAUCAGAACAUCAUAGCGGCCAUCAAGGCGAUGAUCAACGCCAUGGAGACUCUUCACAUUGACUAUGUCGAUGACCAGAACAUUGGGUAUGCAGAGAAGCUGAGCCAAGUGGACUUGACCUAUGUGUCAAGUUUGGAGUCCUGGCAAGUGGACGCCAUAAAGAGAGUCUGGAACGAUCACGGUGUUCAAAGAUGCUAUGAGCGCAGAAGGGAAUUCCAGAUAUCAGACUCUGCAAAAUAUUACCUCACUGACUUGGACAGAAUCACAGGCCCGUUGUACAUCCCCACCCUUCAGGACAUCUUGAGGGUCAGGGUGCCCACCACAGGCAUCAUAGAGUAUCCCUUUGAAUUUUCCAAAAUCAUCUUCAGGAUGGUUGAUGUUGGUGGGCAGCGCUGUGAGAGGAAGAAAUGGAUCCACUGUUUUGAGAAUGUCACCUCUAUCAUAUUCCUUGCAGCCCUCAACGAGUACGAUCAGGUCCUCUACGAGAGUGAAAACGAUAAUCGACUCAAGGAGAGCCUCGCCUUGUUUAAGACCAUCACCUUGUAUCAGUGGUUUCAAGAAUCCUCCAUCAUCCUCUUUCUAAACAAAACAGACCUGCUAGAGGAGAAAAUCCAGCAUUCGCAUUUAACUUCCUACUUUCCAGAAUACACAGGGCCUCGACAGGAUGCUGAAACAGCUAAAAAGUUCAUCUUAAAUAUGUAUGUGGAGCGGCAUGUUGGUCGUCAUAAAGCCCUUUACACGCACUACACCUGCGCUACAGACACGGAGAACAUCAGGAUUGUGUUCAAAUCAGUCAAAGACACACUCCUCCAAGAAAACCUGGAACAGUUCAACCUCGAAUGACAGAGGCUAUUGGACCAAGUGAUGGCUCACUGUGGAGAGCAAGAACACUGGUCGUAAUCAUGUUGUAACACUUUUAAAAAGACAAAAAAAAAAAUCCUUAAUGUGCUGUCAGCUGCUUGUUCAAAAACAUCAAAGAGAGGCAUUUAGGCAGCAGUGUCAGGUAAGGUGCAUUUACUUCAUGACUGUAACAGGGAGCAAUUGUCUUUCUUUGAGACACCACUUUAUCAUAACUGGUAAAGUAAGCCCAUUUCCUUCUGCUAUAGGAGAAAAAUGUUAUCUUGAAUUGUUACACAGGGUUCCUUUCAUUCUGUUACUGUUUGAUGGAGAAUAAGCACACGGCAUCAGAUUCGUUUUACAAAGUCUGGCAGGAAUGUGGCCCAUCCUGCCUUACAGCUCCUCAUCCUGUAAGGCAGGAUGGGCCACAUUGUAGCUCCUCACUGUGGGGGGAAACUACAAUGACUUUAAUUUGUUUUUUCAUUAUUGCAUUUGGAUACUUUUAACAAACGUUUUGCCUCUAAAAUGAUUAAAACCACAAUCAUGUAAUAUGUAUUUCUAUAAACUGA
Neolamprologus brichardi is the source of this 1768-nucleotide messenger RNA. RefSeq names its product guanine nucleotide-binding protein subunit alpha-14-like. Gene Ontology annotation, biological process: adenylate cyclase-modulating G protein-coupled receptor signaling pathway. Gene Ontology annotation, cellular component: cytoplasm; heterotrimeric G-protein complex. NCBI's taxonomy places the organism in Eukaryota, Metazoa, Chordata, Actinopteri, Cichliformes, Cichlidae. The record is from RefSeq and is a predicted model, not a curated record. Gene Ontology annotation, molecular function: G protein-coupled receptor binding; guanyl nucleotide binding; G-protein beta/gamma-subunit complex binding.